Molecule: messenger RNA, 4275 nt
Organism: Alligator mississippiensis (American alligator)
Lineage: Eukaryota; Metazoa; Chordata; Crocodylia; Alligatoridae
Gene: SNX20
Product: sorting nexin 20
Exons: 4
Coding region: 138-1124 (328 amino acids)
Biological process (GO): protein transport
Cellular component (GO): early endosome membrane
Molecular function (GO): protein binding; phosphatidylinositol phosphate binding
Source: RefSeq, a predicted model, not a curated record
UAUAAUAGAAAACGUUCCUGUUGCAAAGAGAGACAAGUUUUUCUGGAUUUUGAAAAUCAAAAGCAAACCUCCCAUGAAAUAUUAUAGACUACAACCUCUUCACCAUUGAAACCCCUUCAGAAAUUCACAGCUUUGCAAUGGACCGAGACCAGUGCUACACAACAGAAGAACCGCAGUUAGAAACUCCAACAGAUAUUACUACAUUUUCUGCAAUCACUCAGUCAGAUGAAGAAGAAAAUGAAAUUGAAAUUGCAAAUUCAUUUCCACCAGACAACAAAAAUCCAGAAACUGUUGGCCUUCCAGAUACCACUGAGGCCCUGAGCCCUCACUCUUCAAUGACAACUAAGGAGCUUCAGGAAUACUGGAGAAAUGAGAAACGCCGCUACAGACAAGUCAAACUCCUUUUUGAAAUUCCAUCAGCCAGAAUUGUAGAACAGCACUUCUCUAAAUAUGUGAUGUACAAAGUCAUUGUCAUCCAGACAGGUAGUUUUGAUGUCAACAACUCUGUCAUUGAGCGUCGUUAUUCAGAUUUUGAAAAACUGCACAAAAAUCUUUUGGAGGACUUUAGUGAAGAAAUGGAAGAUGUGACCUUUCCUAAAAAAACUCUGACUGGUAACUUCACAGAGGAAAUAAUCAAUGAGCGAAAAUUAGCCUUCAAGGACUACCUGAGAAUUAUGUAUUCCAUGAAAUAUGUCCGGAGAUCCAAAAAAUUUAUAGACUUCUUCAUGAGACGAGAGCUGGAGGAAGGUUAUGGGUGUCUGAGAGGAGGUCAAUACGCUAAAGCUUUGGAAAUACUUGUGCAAGCAAUUGCUUUGCAAGAAAAAUUGACAAAACACAACCCUCUUUUAAUAGUCUCUACACUCUGUGCUAUUGUUGUGUGUCACAAAGACCUGGAGAACCCACGAAGUGCCUAUGAAUAUGGAGAAAAAGCUUUAUUACGCCUACAGCUGUGCACCAGCCAUAAGUAUUAUACUGCAUUGCUAGAGACAAUGAUCACUUUGGCAUAUGAACUUGGGAAGGACUUUGUAUCCUUACAAGAGAAACUAGAAGAAAGCAAGGCAAAAAGACACCACGCAAAAGUAUUUACCCUAAAAGAACUUGCAGUUCGAGAAUAUGUACACUGAGUACAAGGAAAAAAAUUAUGCUUCUAUUUUAUUGACUACUCUGAGUCAAUGAAGACAAUGGACUCCAAAAUGUGUUCCUAAAGCAAUUGAUCCUGAAGCUCAUAGAAAAAACCGACAGCAAAAGUUAGGACUAUGGCAUUUCCAAUGUAUAAAAUGUAAAAGACACGCAGUCACGUGUGUUGCAUAUGGUAUUAGCUACAGUCCAAGUUGCAUAUGGCAGGCUUGGUUGGCAACCAGAAAGUGGCUGAUGUGCAUGGGGUUUUGCUAAUCCUGCAAGCCCAUCUCAGUCAGCACCUGAACAUCAACUUGCUUCACCACUCUAUGUAGCAGACAGUACAAACCCAGGAUUAAAUGGUUUAAAUAGCAGCCAGAAAGUACAAUCAGCAGCUUGAUUGUUUAAUUGCUUUUGCUAGAGUUCUAGGUACUAACAAGCAGGCACGGCCUAAACACACAGUGUUCUAGAAGGAACCACAAGAGGCACUUGUUUUUAAGCAGGGUCUUCAAGAAUCAACAGAAGCCUGGAAAUGCCUUGUGCUAUUUGCACAUUUAAAUAGGUGCCCAUGUUAUGGCUUGCUCAGUAUAUAGUACCAAGAAACACCAAAGUUUCCUAAAAUGGGAAUAAACGUGUGAAUUUUUUUAGCUUGUUCAUUUUCACAGCAAUUUGUGCAUAGCCAAUUUCACGGUGUCAUCUGUCUAAUCCAUCAGAAUAGGGCUGCCAGCAUAGAGGAGUCCCUAAAUAUGCGUGGAAUCACAGACUUUAUUCUUUUUUUGCUAAAAUUCCUUUGCAAGACAGUGUGUGCUAACCAUAAGAAAAUGUUUCUAGAAGAAAUAAAAAGAAACAUUCAAAACAUGCUAUUUAAGGGGUGUUCUUUCAGAAAUCAUGUUCAUAUUUCCUGCACCUGUGACUGAAGUAUUGUUAACGAGCAGUCAGCCAUUUCCAGAUAUGUAAUAUCAGGUGGUCUUAUCCUGCUGCCACUGAGCUCAGCAGUUGUUUUACAAUUAAUUUCAGUAGGAGUAUGACUGUGCCAGUGGUCAUCUUUUCACUGGCGUUAGGGUUUAUAUUUAAUAUCCUUUUUGUAGCUGAUAGGAUUUCAUAGCUUGCAUCACAUUCCCUUUUUUGAGCAGUUUUUAAAUGCAGCUUUGACUUGAGUGGAAAAUACAUACCACAUGUAAAGUGAUGGAACAUCUGGCUAAUAAAGUGGUAGCUUUAAUACUGAUAGUCAAGCUGUGAGACACAUGGUCAACAGGCAAUCUAUAUAGAGCAUGAGUUCCUACCCAGACUUACAGAGUUUGGUGUAAUGUGUACAGUACAUUUAGUUUUAAAAUCUAUUUGUAUGAGAGAAAUGUCACCAAGCAGGCAGUGAAGUUUCACUGGUGAUCAUUUCAGGAACCUCAUGUACAGGUACAGAUAUGGAGCUUGCCCUAGUCCUGACAUUUCUGUGAAACUUCAUGACAGUUGGGACAGUCUGUACUUGCCUACAGUUGGAAGGCAUUAUCUUUAUUCAUCCAUUUUGAUGGUUCUCUCAGAAGUGCUAUUUGCAUAAUUAUGGAAAUCAUUUUUAAUAUUGUAAUGAACUGGUUAAUGUUUGUGUGGACCUCCUCCCUCUUCUGAACACAAUCAGAAUGUUUCAGCUUGCUUUUGGAUCAGGAGGAAAUGAAUUCUGCCUUUGUUUUUAGUCUUAGCUGUAAGGUCAUUUUUCUGUAGCUUCCAUAAGUACAUGUUAUGAGUUGUUAUAGUAUGUCUAUGAAUGCUGUGAGCUGUCAUAGUAUAUCUAUCUAGUGACAGUGAUCUGAUCUUCAUUUAACACAACUGGAAAAUUGGGCAAUAAUAAAUUGUAAUCCUAGUAGUUAUAGUGCAAUAUUUAGAAACAAACAAGCCCCCAUACCUCAAACUGAAGUCAGCGGUAUCUAUGGGUAUUCAGCCCUUCUGAAACAUUCAGGCCCUUCAAGAAUCUCUCUGUGGCCUUCUACAACCCCACAGAAAGAACGCAAGAGACAGCAUUGUUACUCAACUGCACCAGUUGAAAGGAUCAACUGGUUUAAAAAUGCUUUGAAUAUGGAAAGCAUUAUUGGUGCCCACAUGGCCCAGGGAUGAAUGCCUGAGAAAUACUUUAUUUGAUAAAAAUAUACAAACAAAAUAAAACUGUAUUCAAACACCAACUAUAUUUUAGUCAAUAAAAAUAAAUUAUUAACAAGGAAGGUCAGAAAAAAGCAAACACACACCAAAACCUUAAAGCUUAGUAGCAGCAGUAAAAAAAGCCAUUGCAGGGGAGUAGGGGCUAAACAUCCUCAAACAAAAUACUUCAGACUAAGAAUUCUGGAGGACAACUUGACAGGAGCAGUCAUGACCCUUUUCCCUGACUGCACCUGCCUGUACUUAAGCACACAAAGUGCAGGGUUUCAGUAGGACAAAACAGUUAGUCCUCAUAGUUUAUGGAAGACAAAAGUCUACUUCCCUACUUCUGAUCUCAAAAUGGACAGGAAGGAAAGGAAUCCAUGAUCCCACUCACCUCCCAAACAGUUUGUGGAUUAGGCAUAGAAACAGAGUCCUAACAAGCAGUUUCUGGUUGGCAGCAGCAGCUGAAGCAAAGGUGGUGAACUGGCAACAGCAGCAGCCACCGUUCUCAUGCCUCCACUGGUACCCAGGGCUGGUGCCCUGCUUAUCCACUCCUAGUGAUGCUACUGCUUAGAGUGGUAGACCCUCCUAACUCCCCAUGCAGUGACAAAGGAGCUUACAGAAGAAUUUGACUUCAAGUAGCCCCUAGACCAGGGCUGGGUAAUUAUUUCAGCUGGAGGGCCACUUAAUGAGUUUUGGUGACUUGUCAAGGACUGCAAGGGUAGCCUCAGGUCUUGACAGGUGCCCCACCCUCUAGUUGCCAUUUUGGGACCAGAAGUCCCACCCCUAACCUCUGACCUUUGCCACCAGAAGUCCCUGCCCCUGCCCCCAGAAGUAUUCCCUUUGGGAGGGUGGGUAAGGGUUGUUAUAUUGGAACUGCAAAUAAAACAAAUCAUAUGCUAAAAAAAUCAAACAUCUACCAUAAUAUUUCAAAAUUUUAUUUAAAAAAAUAUUUUAGUCCUGAUUUACAUGUGUUUGUGUAGUGUAUAUAGAGGUGAUUGCAUAAUAGCUCAAAAAUAAAGUCUUACUCUUGUA